Chaetomium fimeti is the source of this 2388-nucleotide messenger RNA. RefSeq lists its product as uncharacterized. The transcript is spliced from 2 exons. The record is from RefSeq and is a predicted model, not a curated record. The coding region runs from base 214 to 2388 and encodes 724 amino acids. NCBI's taxonomy places the organism in Eukaryota, Fungi, Ascomycota, Sordariomycetes, Sordariales, Chaetomiaceae.
GUUGUUUACAGGAAAAGGGAUGAAAUAAGCGGGGCGAGAACGCCUAGACUCACUGCCGGGGUGACUGGAUACAGAUUUCCGCGGGUCAUUUCCUCUUUCCUGCGGGGCAACCUCCACCCCCGACCGCGCAAGACCUCCGGCGAGCCACAACUUGAACCAUCGCAAACCUCGGCUCACAAACGUCGGCCAUCUCGGGCGAUUGACACCGCAGCCAUGGUGUACCGGUGGGAACAGCAUCGGCUAACCUGCUAUCGCUUAUACGUCGAAGAGAACAAGCCGAUUCAGGACGUGGUGGAGUACAUGCGAGUGCACCAUGACUUCACUCCGAGUCGUCGCGCCUUUCAGGGAGCAUUCUCUCGCUGGGGAUUCCCCAACAAGCUGAACCCCGCCUACAAAAAUGAACAGCUCGUCGCGCGAAUCCGAGAGCUAUGGGAGCGGAACUUGUCCCAGAAGGAGAUGGUCUCCAUGCUCGCCGACGAGGGUUACGAAGUUGGCGACCGUGAGGUUGCCCGGAUUCGGUCCAAAAACGGAUGGCUGAUGCGGACCAACGGCGGAUAUCCUCUGUCGGAUGCUGCUGCGCGCCAGCGGACUGGAAGUGCCGAAGACGGCGCCACAGGGACUGACGGGGGAGACUACGCCGGGAAUGCCAAUGGCGACGACGUCAACGCUAGCGUUGAGACGCAGGAGGACCAGAGCAACUACUGGAACUACGGGGCUACCGGACUGGAACCCGCCGACGCGCAGGUGCAGGAGGAGACCCUCAACGCCGUGCGCGAGGCCCGGAGGGAGUACCGGAAGCGCGCCUACGAGGCCGAGAGCCACGAGAGGUGGGCCACUAAGAAGCGGCGUCGACACACCAAGCCUUACGGCGGCCUACCCCCCGACCCUCCUGGGCCGCCCCGCUUCCCGUCGGAGACCACCCUCACCGAGGCCAAAGAGAUCCUGCAGUUGGACAGGAAGACUUACCUCGCGGUGCGGGAGAAGUUCUAUACCAUUUGCGUAGAUGCAGCCGUCUACAAGAAGACGCUCGUCGGGCCCGAGAGGUGGGAGUCGCUCAAGGACCAGCUGAUCCGCGAGACCAUGCACCUCCGUGCUGUCAUGUGGGACGUCACUGACAUAGAGAAGAAGAAGCUGGCAAUCGAGGUCAUUGCCUGCGACGUGACCAAGAGGAUCAGGACCGAGGCCACCUCCGUGAAAUUGGCCGAUGCCAAAGUCAUUCUUGGCUUAAACCCGGAAGAGGGGAGGUUGGUUCGUGGUCAGCUGUACAAUCUUUUAGCCCAGGAGAGGUUCACAUCGAAGCUGGAGGAAGGACUAGAAUUCUUCGACGAGCUCAAGCAGCGAUGGAUUGCCGAGUCACCAGAGCUGACCAGGGCCAUCGCGGUUGGGCCGCUCGAUCCCGAGUACCAACGCAAGGUGAAGGCCGUCAAUGUGCUUUGCAAAGACGCGACGAGGAGGUACCGAGAUGACGUGUUUCGCUUGGGGAAGACUCCGGCCAUUUUGCUGCCGCCCUCGGAGGCGCCGACUCCAAAGGCCAAGGGAAAAAAGGCGGCCUCGAAGCAGCCGACCGAUGCCACAGGUGAGGAGGCAGGCCAGGAAACCGCGCAAACAGCCACACCUGGGUCCGAACCCGCCGCUACGGAAACACCUGCAGGCCCACCUCAACCCCGGCGGCGUGGCCGGCCACCGGGCGGCAAGAAUAAGAAGCCUUUCCCUCAUGUCCAAUCCCGCCUAGUCUUGGCCCAUUCAGACCCCCAGGCGGACCAGCAGAUGGUGGAUGCGCAACUUGGAGCCAACAUGUCCGGCGAGCCACAGAGCCAGAGCCCAUUUGUGGAGGACCAGUACCGGGAAGCAUAUGCCGCCGCCCAGCAGGCGGCCUACCGGACACAACAGGAACAACAGCAACAACAACGGCAGCAGCAGCAGCAGCCGCAACAACAACAACAACCGUCGCCGCCGCCGCCACAGCCGCAGCAGCAUCAGGCGCCACAUAUGCCACAUCAGGAACAACAACAACAGCAGCAGCAGCAGCAGCAGCAGCAACAGGCGCCACAGCAACCAGACCCAUCACCAACCCCAUCCAACGCCAUCGCCGCCUUCUUCCGGCUGAACGGCGCCGCCAUGAUGAUGUUCCCGGGAGUACAAGCGCAGUGGAUCGCCACGCUCAGCGAGCGGACCAUGGCCGAGCUGCGCAGCGCCGCCCUGCAGAAGACGCCCGGCGGCCUCUGCUACAAGAUCGAGGGCGUCGUCAAGGACGGCAAGGGCGGCGAGCUGCCGCUGCCCGUGAGCGACGAGGGCGAGCUCGAGACAUACCUGCAGCAUGUGCGGGGGAAUGGGGCGCCGACGUUUCAUGUUCAUGUCGUGCCGGGGGAUGAUGUGUCGUGGAAGUAG